Molecule: messenger RNA, 2263 nt
Organism: Hemibagrus wyckioides
Lineage: Eukaryota; Metazoa; Chordata; Actinopteri; Siluriformes; Bagridae
Gene: got1l1
Product: glutamic-oxaloacetic transaminase 1 like 1
Exons: 8
Coding region: 131-1363 (410 amino acids)
Biological process (GO): L-aspartate biosynthetic process
Cellular component (GO): cytosol
Molecular function (GO): L-aspartate:2-oxoglutarate transaminase activity; pyridoxal phosphate binding
Source: RefSeq, a predicted model, not a curated record
AACGUCUCGUGCUACCUUAGCAACUACUAGUAAACACACGUAGGCCACAUUGGUUCACGCGACGCACCUGCAAUAUCGCGAGAGCCGAAUCCUUUUACAUUUAUUAAGUUAAACGACAUUUCACAUAGUAAUGGUUUCCUGGCUUUCUGCCCUCCGGGACACCCCCGGGGUUACGCUCAACACCGAGGAGAAACUUUUGGCAGAUUUUCAGCGUGACUCGCAUCCUGACAAGGUCUGCCUCGCGGGCAGGGAAUAUUUGGGUGAGAAUGGUCAGCCCAUUGUGAAUCCUCUCAUCAAGAAGAUCAAACAGCAAAUUGCCACUGACCCUACCCUUAUCCCAGAGUACCCACCUCCACUCGGAAUCCCAGAAUUCACCAGCAGGGCGGCGCAGCUGGCUUUAGGACGUGAUAGCCGUGCCAUUGUGGAGAACAGGGUUUUAGGUGUUCAGGCGGUGGGCAGCACCGGAGCCGUGCGUCUGGGAGCCGAGUUACUGAAGCGCUGCUCAUCCUGGGCUGGUCAUGUUCUCCUGUCUUCUCCAUGUGAUGAGUCAUUACCUGGUAUAUUCGAGGCAGCCGGCAUCGAGACGGUGAAGCGUCACCGCUACUGGGACGCCAGGAAUCGCAAAGUGUGUGUGGAGGAAAUGGUGGAAGACCUAGAGAAAGCUCCGGAACAAAGCGUGGUGGUCCUGUCUGCCUCAGGACACUGUCCCACCGGAGCGGAUCUCUCGCAGGACGAAUGGAAACGUGUGACUGAAAUCCUGGUGAAACGUCAGCUUCUGCCCUUCUUCUUACUGCCAGCUCAGGGUUUGCACAGCAGGGAUAUAGAUGAAGACUCCUGGCCACUGAGAUAUUGUGUAUCUUUGGGGAUGGAAGUGCUGUGUGCUCAGUCUUUCUCCCACAACUUCAACCUGUAUGGAGAGAGAGUGGCUCACCUCCUGUGUGUCCUGAAGGAAAACACAGAUCUGGUGGCCAUCCAAUCCCAGGCAGAGAAGAUCGUCCAAACGCUCUGGUCCCGCCCACCGGUGGAAGGUGCCAGAGUGGUGACAACGGUGCUCAGCAAUCCUGCACAUAUGGUGGAAUGGCAGGAAGGGCUGAAAGGCACAGUGGAGAGAUGCACGCUGACGAAAGAGCGUCUCCGAGAGAAGAUGAGGCUGUUAGGAAGCCGGGUUGCAUGGGAGAACUUGAUGAAGUCGGGAGGACUCUACUGUUGUAUUGGACUCUCUGUUCAGCAGGUGGAAUUUCUGGUGAAGCAGAGACACGUGUAUCUGCUCCCGGGGGGCUGCUUCAACGUGAGUGCCAUCAACAGCUCUAACCUGGACUACGUGGCAGAAUCUCUUCAUUUGACUUUGACCUCUCAGCUCUGACCUACACAGCAUAGACAGUUACUGUGGAACCUCGGCAUAUGAACUGAAUUAGAAAAUAUGUGAAUGCAGAUAAUCUGUUCCAGCCACCCAAAAAUAUUACCAAUAUUAUCAAUAUGAAGCGUAUGUAAACUGUAUGGCUGCUUUCAAAGAACUGACCCAAGCCGAGCAUUCCAAGUCAAGGGUCCUCACAGGAAGUUGUGCCACCAAGCUUGGGCUAAAAAUAGAACAGAUCACCCACGCCCCCAAUCUGUCAACAAAAAACACACAAGAAUUCACAUAGUAAACUCUCUUCGGUUAGCUUCGCUUGGCUUUCCAUUGACGCAAACAAGUUUUGAACGGCUCUCGGGCGUACGCGCAACUUAGCCGGCUUUCGGUUUGGUUCGUUCUUAUGCUAAAAAUGCUUCGUACGGCGAUAUACGAAGAUGUCAAUUCUUAAGCUGAAAAUUCGUAAGGGAGGGCAUUAUGCUGAGGUUCCACUGUACAGAAUAUCUGAAACACGUCAUGUCGAUCUACUGUGCUGGAUAAUCAUAUAGUUAUGUCUUUCUAUGUCUAGAAAAAUAGGCUGUAGAUUUUUUGCAUUAAAUAGAUCUCAGCUUAUAGCGACAUCUGAAGUUGUUUGCAAAUCAUGUUAGUUAUCGCUUACCUUAUAACAGCUAUAAACCUCCUUAGCCACUCUUUUAUUCUGUAUGUUAUCACUAAGAUGAAAAAAAGCACAACUCGUCACAUGACUAAGAAACCAGGAAGUGCAAUAUCCUGAAGAUUAUCCUGACUGCUACAAAGCACUGAUUUUUGGAGACUCCUUCAAUAAAUGUUAUAUAAAACAUCUUCCUCUAUCUUUCUUUGUGGAAUCUUGCGUCUGAAUCAUGAGACAUUCUUAAGAUCAUUAUGAAAAACACGUUC